AUGGUUUGUGUGUGUGCGUGCGUGUGUGUGUGUGUGUGUCCUAUACAGUACACAGUGUGGACAGCUCUCUGGGUGGCCUGGAAUGUCUUCAUCAUCUGUUUCUACCUGGAUGUGGGAGGCUUGACCAAGGUAGGCCCUAUUCUCUCUGACUCAUAGGUCAACUACAUGGCAACUACAGAGCAACUGUCCUCCAUCUUGGAGCUCCCAUGACUUGUGUAUAUCUUCCACCAUUUAAGAUACAGUGUGUCUCUCGGUCUGUCGAUAUGUCCAUGUGUUCUCUCCUUGGUGCUUGAGAGACAUUGAAUAAAACAUGUGGUCAUCCUAAGGAGGUGGGAACCGUAUUCCAAGACCUUCAGUGUCAGGGUUCAGAGAGUAGAGGGCUCCCCAGGAGGAUGCCCCGCUGACCCCCUGCCACAAGCACACACACACCGCACAUACUUACCCAUCCCGCACGCACAGACACACGCACACACCGCACAUACUUACCCAUUCCACACGCACGGAUACACUUACAGACACACACACACCUCACCUACCAACCCAUCCCACCCACCCCUCAUUCUUGUCACUGUUCGAACAGCAUCUGCUGACAGGUCUUCGCUCUAUGGAGUCUCUGUUCUACACGCACACACUCACCACAGUGUAGCCCCUGACGGACUGCCAGACACACACACACACCCUGACAGGCCUCCUGAGUCUCUGUUUCCGUGCCGACCGAGAGUGUUACGUUUGGGAUUAUGAUAAUUUCCCUUCUCUUCUCCCAGUGUGAGGAGUUUGAUCUGAGUGCUGAAACUGUUCUCAUCUGAACUGUGUGUGUGUGUGUGUGUGUGUGUGUGUGUGUGUGUGUGUGUGUGUGUGUGUGUGUGUGUGUGUGUGUGUGUGUGUGUGUGUGAGAGAGAGAGAGAGAAAGAAAGAAAGAGACAGAGAAAAAGAAAGAAAAAUGAAGGGAGCUAGAGAUGGGAAGGUAGGCUGUAGUUAACCCCUCCUUAUGCUUUUAGGGAGCUAUCAUAAGUGCCAUAGGUUAGACUGACACUAGUCAGGUGUACUGUAUAUGUCCUAGUUCUCAUGACAUUGGCUUAACCCUGGGUGUCCUAUCUGUCAGAUGUGGAGUCACAGUCAGGCUAUGUGAGGUUAAAUUAGCUCCUCAUCCAAUUAGAGGACUAACACACAACUGGACAGUCUGUGCCUGAAUGGACAGUCUGUGCCUGUGUGCAUGUGUGUGUAAGUGUGUGUAGGCUUUGUCUGGUAUACACAAAUAUUUAGCCAUUUAGAAUCUUCGAUUUUAUUCUGCCAAAGCUCACACUGCUAAGAAGAGAUAAUGACAUUUUAAUAAAACAUGACGGAAGAUGUGAAAGAGUGGUUUUCCUUUGUAUACUUCGGUCAACUUCACUAUAUAGAGAGUUCACACAAGCCCACGCACACAGUAUGACUGCACUUAGCCCACUCCAGUCUGGUUUCCCCAAAUCUCCACUGCUCCCCCGGGGUUCUUUUUAGCAGAUUAAGUGUGGAUUUAGGUUUAUUAGGAUCCCCAUUAGCAGCAGCAGCUACUCUUCUCGUCUCGUUCAUCAAACAUUUGUCCUUCACUUUCUUCACAUUCUCCCCCUCUCCUUUUUCCCUCUCAUUUCUUUCCUGUCACACCAUGGCCUGACCCCUCCUCCUCCAUUUCUUUUUGCUCCACUCCUCUGCUUUGUCUUUGGUCUAUCCCCUCCCUGUCCUCUGUUGAUCAGCUCUGUUUCUCUCCAUCAGACUCAGUCAGUGAUGGGGAUCUUCAUUGAUCUCUCAGUGAAGAUGAAUACUCAUGCCUAACAUAGUUGGAUUGGUGAUUGGUUGUGUGUGUGUGUACUCACAGCAGGCCGCAGCUCUGCCUGGUCUCAGCUGUUAUAAUGAGGCGUGUAGAGGCCAGCAGCUGGGGGCUGGGGCUGGGCUGUAACACAACAGAGGGAAAUAGCCUGGCCUCCCAACACUGCAUAUGGUGGCCAGGAGGGGAGACAGCUAAUGGACAACAUACACACACUGGUCGUGUGUGUGUGUGUGUGUGUGUGUGUGUGUGUGUGUGUGUGUGUGUGUGUGUGUGUGUGUGUGUGUGUCUGUGUGUCUGUGUGAGUGAGUGAGUGAGUGAGUGAGUGAGUGAGUGAGUGAGUGAGUGAGUGAGUGAGUGAGUGAGUGAGUGAGUGAGUGAGUGAGUGAGUGAGUGAGUGAGUGAGUGAGUGAAGAGUGAGUGAGUGAGAGAAAAAUGUCCUCCUAUGUCAGGGUUCUUCAAUUCCGGUCCUGGAGGGCCGAAACACCUCUGUUUUUUUUUUGUACUUGGUAGUUAAUUGCACUCACCUGGUGUCCCAUGUCUGAAUUAGCCCCUGAUUAGAAGGAGAGGGUGAAAAACAGAGGUGUCUCGGCCCUCCAGGACCGGAAUUGAAGAACCCUGUCCUAUGUGAUACCUAUAUCCCCCCACUAGAAUCCCCAUACUUUAAUGAAGACAGCUUCUCCAUCCUAGAGGGGGAGAUCAAUCAUGUCCAGGCCCAGGUGAUCUGGUCUGUGGUGACCUAAAUGCCAGAACUGGACAAGAACCUGAUACCCUCAGUACACAGGGGGACAAACACCUACCUGGAGGUGACAGCAUUCUCUCACCCAUAUUCUCCCCUAGACACAACUACGACAACAUCACAAACAAAAAUGGGUCACAACUCCUGCAGCUCUGUCGCACGCUGGGUAUGUACAUAGUCAAUGGUAGGCUUCGAGGGGACUCCAACGGUAGGUACACCUAUAGCUAAUUUCUACUCAGUAUUAGUCUCUCAGAACGGUCACAGUCAGCCCACUGACACCCAUAUCAGAUCACAGAAAAAUCACAACUACUUGAACGGAGCAAUAAUCAACCAUGAGGCAUCGAAGCCAAACAAACAGCAUACUAUUAAGAAAUGCUAUAGAUAGAAGGAGGGUAGUGUAGAAACCUACCAAAAGUGAAGGUGUAAACUUAGCAGUAGGAAGCCUGAACAAUAUAUUUGACCUAUAAGCUAACAUAUACAAUUUAAAUUCCAGCAGAAACCCUAAGAAAACAAUGAGAAAUGGUUUGAUGAAGAAUGUAAAAACCUAAGAAAGAAAUUGAGAAACUUAUCCAACCAAAAACACAGAGAACCAGAAAACCUUAACUUGCACCUUCACUAUGUUGAAACAUUAAAACAAUACAGAAAUACACUAAGAAAAAAGAAGGAACAGCAUGACAGAAAACAGCUUAUUGUGAAUGAAGAAUCAAUAGAAUCAAAUCACUUCUGAGAAUAUUGGAACACUCUAAACAAACAACAACACGAAGAGCUAUCUAUCCAAAAUGGAGAUGUAUGGAUAAACCACUUCUCCAACCUUUUCGGCCAUAUUACAAAAGAACCAAGAGCAAAAACAUAUACAUGAUAAUUUACAAAACUUAGAAUCAGCUAUUAAAGACUACCAGAACCCACUGGAUUCUCCAAUUACAUUGGAUGAGCUACAGGACUCAGCUAUUAAAGACUACCAGAACCCACUGGAUUCUCCAAUUACAUUGGAUGAGCUACAGGACAAAAUACAAACCCCCCAACCCAAAAAGGCCUGUGGUGUUGAUGGUAUACUAAACGAAAUGAUAAAAUAUACAGACCACAAAUUCAAAUAGGCUAUUCAAAAACUCAUCAACAUUACCCUCAGCUCUGGCAUCUUCCUAAUAUUUGGAACCAAGGCCUGAUCACCACAAUCCACAAAAGUGGAGACAAAUUUGACCCCAAUAAUUAUCGUGGAAUAUGAGAGCAGCAAUCUCUGAAAAAUCCUCUGCAGUACCAUCAACAGCAGACUCCAACAUUUCCUCAGUGAAAACAAUGUCCUGAGCAAAUGUAAAAUUUUCUUCUUACCAAAAUACCCUACGACAGACCACGUAUACACCCUGCACAUCCCUAUUGAUAAACAAACAAAACAAAACAAAAGCAAAGUCUUCUCAUGCUUUGUUAAUUUCAAAAAAGCUUUUGACUCAAUUUGACAUGAGGGUCUGCUAUACAAAUUGAUGGAAAGCGGUGUUGGGGAGGAGAGCAUAUGACAUUAUUAAAUCAAUGUACACAAACAACAAGUGAUAAUUAAUAGUGACAACAGUUAAAAUUGGCAAUAAACAAACAGAUUUCUUUCCUCAGGGCCGUGGGAUGAGACAGGGAUGCAGCUUGAGCCGCACCCUCUUCAACAUAUAUAUAUAAAUUAAUUGGCACGGGCACUAGAACAGUCUGCAGCACCCGGCCUCACCCUAUUGGACUCAGAAAUCAAAUGUCUACUGUUUGCAGAUGAUCUGGUGCUUCUGUCCCCAACCAAGGAGGGCCUACAGCAGCAUCUAGAUCUUCUGCACAGAUCCUGUCAGACUUGGGCCCUGACAGUAAAUCUCAGUAAGACAAAAAUAAUGGUAUUCGGAAAAAGGUCCAGUAGCCAAGACAACAAAUACAAAUUCUACUUUUUUAUUUUACCUUUAUUUAACUAGGCAAGACAGUUAAGAACAAAUUCUUAAUUACAAUGACGGCCUACACCGGCCAAACACGGACGACGCUGUGCCAAUUGUGCUCCGCCCUAUGGUAAUCACGGCCGGUUGUGAUACAGCCUGAAAUCGAACCAGGGGGUCUGUAGUGACACCUCAAGCACUGAGAUGCAGUGCCUUAGACCGCUGCGCCACUCGACUGCCGUUGCCCUAGAACACACAAAUAAUUACACCUACCACAGGUAACUUCCACAAGGCUGUGAACAAUCUAAGACACAAGGCAAGAUCAAAAGGAACAUAAAAUUCAACAUCCCAAUUAGGAUCUGGCAAAAAAUACUUCAAUCAGUUAAUGAACCCAUUGCCCUCUAUGGUUGUGAGGUCUGGGGUCCACUCACCAACCAAGAAUUCACAAAAUGGGACAAACACCCAAUUGAGACUCUGCAUGCAGAAUUCUGCAAAGAUAUACUCUGUGUACAGUGGCGCAGUGGCGAGUGGCGCAGUGGUCUAAGGCACUGCAUCGCAGUGCUAGCUGUGCCACUAGAGAUCCUGGUUCGAAUCCAGGCUCUGUCGUAGCCGGCCGCGACCGGGAGACCCAUGGGGCAGCGCACAAUUGGCCCAGCGUCGUCCAGGGUAGGGGAGGGAAUGGCCGGCAGGGGAUGUAGCUCAGUUGGUAGAGCAUGGCGUUUGCAAUGCCAGGGUUGUGGGUUCGAUUCCCACAGGGGGAAAAAAAUAUAUAAUGCAUGCACUAACUGUAAGUCGCUCUGGAUAAGAGCGUCUGCUAAAUGACAAAAAAUGUAAUGUAAAAUGUACAGGGCAAAACCCCAAACAAUGUAUGCAGAGCAGAAUUAGGACUUUACCCACUAGUUAUCAAAAUCCAGAAACGAGCUGUUAAAUUCUACAACCACCUAAAAGGUAGCAAUGCCCACACAUUCCACCACAAAGCCCUCACCUACAGAGAGAUUAACCUAGAGUAGAGUUUACUCAGCCAGCUGGUGCUGGGGCUCUGUUCACAAACACAAACAGACCUCACAGAGCCCCAGGACAGAAACACAUUUAGACCCAACCAAAUUAUGAGAAAGCAAAAAGAUAACUGGAAGGAAUCAACCAAAACUGGAAGGAAUCAACCAAAAAACGGAGCAAAUUGGAAUGCUAUCUGGCCCUAAACAGAGAGUACACAGUGGUAGAAUACCUGACCACUGUGACUGACCCCAAAUUAAGAAAAUCCUUGACUAUGUACAGACUCAGUGAGCAUAGCCUUGCUAUUGAGAGAGGCCACUAUAGGCAGAUCUGGUCCUCUGUAGCUCAGCUGGUAGAGCACGGCGCUUGUAACGCCAGGGUAGUGGGUUCGAUCCCCAGGACCACCCAUACACAAAAAAAUGUAUGCACGCAUGACUGUAAAUUGCUUUGGAUAAAAGCGUCUGCUAAAUGGCAUAUUAUUAUUAGUAUUAUGUACCCAUUGCCCACAAAAUGAGGUGGAAACUGAGCUACAUUUCCUGACCUCCUGCCAAAUGUAUGACCACAUUAGAGACACAUGUUUCCCACAGAUCACAAAGAAUUUGAUAAGAAAUCAAACAUUGAUAAACUCCCAUAUCUGUUUUUUUUAUUUUUUUAUAUUUUUUUUAGGGGGUAGAUCAGCUUUAAUAUUUCAGAUAGAUUGUAACUUCCAUCAAUGCAAUUGUCUGCAUCACUUCCAAUCCCCCAUAUGUUUUUUUCUCUCGCAAUAAUAUAUAUACAUACAUACAUACAUACAUACAUACAUACAUACAUACAUACAUACAUACAUACAUACAUACAUACAUACAUACAUACAUACAUACAUACAUACAUACAUACAUACAUACAUACAUACAUACAUACAUACAUAUAGAUAUACAUAUAUAUACAUACAUAUAUAUAUAUACAUACAUACACAUAUACAUAUUCACACAUACACAUACACAUAUACACAUCCAUACACACACACAUAUCCUUUUUUAAAUUAUAUUUCCUUUCAUUACUUUCCAACCCCACCACCCCUUCCCAAAUUAGAGUAAACUAGUGAACAACUCCCAUAUCUGUUAGGCAAAAUACUGCAGUGUGCAAUCACAGCAGCAAGAUUUGUGACCCAUUGCCAUGAGAAAAGGGCAACCAGUGGAGCACAAACAUUGUAAAUACAACCUAUAUAUAUCUGUUUAUUUAUUUUCCCUUUCAUACUUCAACCAAUAAUAAUAAUAAUAAUGUAACAUUUGAAAUGUCUGUAUUCUUUUAAAACUUUUGUGAGUGUAAGGUUCACUAAUGUUUCCCUUGUUUAUUUCCCUUUUGUUUAUUGUCUAUUUAAUUUGCUUUGGCAAUGUAAACAUAUGUUUUCCAUGCCACUAAAGCCCUUUGAAUUGAAACAAUUUAAUUUCAUUGAGAGAGCGAGAGAGCAAGACAUACAUGCAUAUAAACAAACUGUAACGUGUGUUCAAAAGAACAAUUCCUGACAGCAACCCAUUGUCCUGUGUUGAUAAUGCAAGUCUUGUCGCUGCGGGGCAACUGUGGGGUUAGAUUGCUGUAUUGGGGUAUUGAUUGACGUUUGUGAGUCUGUAUAUACUGUAUUAAUGUGUGCGUGUGUGUUUGUGCAGGUCCUUGUGUAUGUUUUUCUGUGUGUCCUUUCUUACAUGUUAAUAUGUGUGUUUAUUUCUUGUUACAGGAAAGUGACCUGCUGACGUUUAACAUCUCGGCUCACCACUCGUGGUGGAGGGAACAUGGUCCAGGGUGUGUGAGGAGAGAGAUGACAGGGGUCCGCACCGUGGACAGCCAGUCCUACAUCUCUGUCAUGGGCUGUCUCAUGGAGUACCAGUACAUAGAGGUCCUACACAGUGGAACACAGAUCCUCAUCGCUGUGAGUAGUGGUUUUAUAUCUUUAUACAUAAACACGUCAAAUCAAAUCAAAUGUCAUUGGUCACAUAUACAUAUUUAGGAGAUGUUAUUGUGGGUGUAGCGAAAUGCUUGUGUUCCUAGCUCCAGCAGUGCAGUAAAAUCUUAACAAUUCACAACAAUACACAGAUCUAAAAGUAAAAUAAUGGAAUUAAGAAAUAUAUAAAUAUUAGGACGAACGAACGUCGGAGUCCGGAGUAUAAAUACAGUGGGGGAAAAAAGUAUUUAGUCAGCCACCAAUUGUGCAAGUUCUCCCACUUAAAAAGAUGAGAGAGGCCUGUAAUUUUCAUCUUAGGUACACGUCAACUAUGACAGACAAAUUGAGAUUUUUUUUCUCCAGAAAAUCACAUUGUAGGAUUUUUUAUGAACUUAUUUGCAAAUUAUGGUGGAAAAUAAGUAUUUGGUCACCUACAAACAAGCAAGAUUUCUGGCUCUCACAGACCUGUAACUUCUUCAUUAAGAGGCUCCUCUGUCCUCCACUCGUUACCUGUAUAAAAGACACCUGUCCACAACCUCAAACAGUCACACUCCAAACUCCACUAUGGCCAAGACCAAAGAGCUGUCAAAGGACACCAGAAACAAAAUUGUAGACCUGCACCAGGCUGGGAAGACUGAAUCUGCAAUAGGUAAGCAGCUUGGUUUGAAGAAAUCAACUGUGGGAGCAAUUAUUAGGAAAUGGAAGACAUACAAGACCACUGAUAAUCUCCCUCAAUCUGGGGCUCCACGCAAGAUCUCACCCCGUGGGGUCAAAAUGAUCACAAGAACAGUGAGCAAAAAUCGCAGAACCACACGGGGGGACCUAGUGAAUGACCUGUAGAGAGCUGGGACCAAAGUAACAAAGCCUACCAUCAGUAACACACUACGCCGCCAGGGACUCAAAUCCUGCAGUGCCAGACGUGUCCCCCUGCUUAAGCCAGUACAUGUCCAGGCCCGUCUGAAGUUUGCUAGAGUGCAUUUGGAUGAUCCAGAAGAGGAUUGGGAGAAUGUCAUAUAGUCAGAUGAAACCAAAAUAUAACUUUUUGGUAAAAACUCAACUCGUCAUGUUUGGAGGACAAAGAAUGCUGAGUUGCAUCCAAAAAACACCAUACCUACUGUGAAGCAUGGGGGUGGAAACAUCAUGCUUUGGGGCUGUUUUUCUGCAAAGGGACCAGGACGACUGAUCCGUGUAAAGGAAAGAAUGAAUGGGACCAUGUAUCGUGAGAUUUUGAGUUAAAACCUCCUUCCAUCAGCAAGGGCAUUGAAGAUGAAACGUGGCUGGGUCUUUCAGCAUGACAAUGAUCCCAAACACACCGCCCGGGCAACGAAGGAGUGGCUUCGUAAGAAGCAUUUCAAGGUCCUGGAGUGGCCUAGCCUGUCUCCAGAUCUCAACCCCAUAGAAAAUCUUUGGAGGGAGUUGAAAGUCUGUGUUGCCCAGCGACAGCCCCAAAACAUCACUGCUCUAGAGGAGAUAUGCAUGGAGGAAUGGGCCAAAAUACCAGCAACAGUGUGUGAAAACCUUGUGAAGACUUACAGAAAACGUUUGACCUGUGUCACUGCCAACAAAGGGUAUAUAACCAAGGAUUGAGAAACUUUUGUUAUUGACCAAAUACUUAUUUUCCACCAUAAUUUGCAAAUAUAUUCAUAAAAAAUCCUACAAUGUGAAUUUCUGGAUUUUUUUUCUCAUUUUGUCUGUCAUAGUUGACGUGUACCUAUGAUGAAAAUUACAGGCCUCUUUCAUCUUUUUAAGUGGGAGAACUUGCACAAUUGGUGGCUGACUAAAUACUUUUUUCCCCACUGUAUAUAUAUAUAUACACUACCAUUCAAAAGUUUGGGGUCACUUAGAAAUGUCCUUGUUUUCGAAAGAAAAGCAAUUUUUUUGUCUAUUAAAAUAACAUCAAAUUGAUCAGAAAUACAGUGUAGACAUUGUUAAUGUUGUAAAUGGCUAUUGUAGCUGGAAACGGCUGAUUAUUAAUGGAAUAUCUACAUAGGCGUACAGAGGCCCAUUAUUAGCAACCAUCAGUCCUGUGUUCCAAUGGCAUGUUGUGUUUGCUAAUCCAAGUUUAUCAUUUUAAAAGGCUAAUUGAUCAUUAGAAAACCCUUUUGCAAUUAUGUUAGCACAGCUGAAAACUGUUGUGCUGUUUAAAGAAGCAAUAAAACUGGCCUUCUUGAGACUAGUUCAGUAUCUGGAGCAUCAGCAAUUGUGGGUUCGAUUACAGGAUCAAAUUGUCCAGAAACAAAUAACUUUCUUCUGAAACUCGUCAGUCUAUUCUUGUUCUGAGAAAUGAAGGCUAUUCCAUGCGAGAAAUUGCCAAGACACUGAAGAUCUCGUACAACGCUGUGUACUACUCCCUUCACAGAACAGCGCAAACUGGCUCUAACCAGAAUAGAAAGAGGAGUGGGAGGCCCCGGUGCACAACUGAGCAAGAGGACAAAUACAUUAGAGUAUCUAGUUUGAGAAACAGACGCCUCACAGGUCCUCAACUGGCAGCUUCAUUAAAUAGUACCCGCAAAACACCAGUCUCAACGUCAACAGUGAAGUGGCGACUCAGGGAUGGUGACCUUCUAGUCAGAGUUGCAAAGAAAUAGCCAUAUCUCAGACUGCCCAUCUUAAUCUUUUCUUUUUAUUGGCCAGUCUGAGAUAUGGCUUUUUCUUUGCAACUCUGCCUAGAUGGUCAGCAUCCCGGAGUUCUGGUUAGAGCCAGUUUGCGCUGUUCUGUGAAGGGAGUAGUACACUGCGUUGUACGAGAUCUUCAGUUUCUUGGCAAUUUCUCGCAUGGAAUAGCCUUCAUUUCUCAGAACAAGAAUAGACUGAUGAGUUUCAGAAGAAGAGUGAAGAGGCGACUCUGGGAUGCUGACCUUCUAGGCAGAGUUGCAAAGAAAAAGCCAUAUCUCAGACUGGCCAACAAAAAGAAAAGAUUAAGAUGGGCAAAAGAACACAGACAAUGGACAGAGGAAGAUUGGAAAAAAGUGUUAUAGACAGACAAAUCGAAGUUUGAGGUGUUCGGAUCACAAAGAAGAACAUUUGUGAGACGCAGACCAAAUGAAAAGAUGCUGAAGGAGUGCUUGAUGCCAUCUGUCAAGCAUGGUGGAGGCAAUGUGAUGGUCUGGGGGUGCUUUGGUGGUGGUAAAGUGGGAGAUUUGUACAGGGUAAAAGGGAUCUUGAAGUAGGAAGGCUAUCACUCCAUUUUGCAACGCCAUGCCAUACCCUGUGGACGGCGUUUGAUUGGAGCCAAUUUCCUCCUACAACAGGACAAUGACCCAAAGCACAGCUCCAAACUAUGCAAUAACUAUUUAGGGAAGAAGCAGUCAGCUGGUAUUCUGUCUAUAAUGGAGUGGCCAGCACAGUCACCGGAUCUCAACCCUAUUGAGCUGUUGUGGGAGCAGCUUGACCGUAUGGUACGUAAGAAGUGCCCUUCAAGCCAAUCCAACUUGUGGGAGGUGCUUCAGGAAGCAUGGGGUGAAAUCUCUUCAGAUUACCUCAACAAAUUGACAACUAGAAUGCCAAAGGUCUGCAAGGCUGUAAUUGCUGCAAAUGGAGGAUUCUUUGAUGAAAGCAAAGUUUGAAGGACACAAUUAUUAUUUCAAUAAAAAAUCAUUAUUUCUAACUUUGUCAAUGACUACAUUUCCUAUGCAUUUUGCUAUAUUUCCUAUUCAAACUCAUUUCAUGUAUGUUUUCAUGGAAAACAAGGACAUUUCUAAGUGACCCCAAACUUUUGAACGGUAGUGUAUGUGAUGGGAUGCAUAGACAUUAUAGACAUUAUGGACAAUAUGUGGAUAGAAUAUUUAGUAUAUCUGUAGAAUACGUAUGAUAGAAUAGUAUAUGUACGGAAAUAUUUGAAUAGGAUGGCAUUGACUAGAAUACAGUACAUACAUAUGAAAUGAGUAAAACAGUAUGUAAACAUUAUUAAAGUGACCAGUGUUUCAUUAUUAAAGUGACCAGUGAUUCCAUUUCUAUGUACAUAGGGCAGCAGCCUCUAAGAUGCAGGGUUGAGUAACCGGGUUGUAGCCGGCUAGUGACAGUGACUAAAUUCAGGGCAGGGUACUGGUUGGAGGCCGGCUUGUGAUGGCUAUUGAACAGUCUGAUGGCCUUGAGAUAGAAGCUGUUUUUCAGACUCUUGGUCCCAGCUUUGAUGCACCGGUACUGACCUCGCCUUCUGGAUGAUAGUGGGGUGAACAUGCCAUGGCUCGGGUGGUUGAUGUCCUUGAUGAUCUUUUUGGCAUUCCUGUGACAUCGGGUGCUGUAGGUGUCCUGGAGGGCAGGCAGUGCGCCCCCGGUGAUGCGUUGGACAGACCGCACCACCCUCUGGAGAGCCCUGCGGUUGCGGGUGGUGCAGUUGCCGUAUCAGGCGGCGAUACAGCCCGACAGGAUGCUCUCAAUGGCACAUCUGUAAAAGUUUGUGAGGGCCUUAGGGGCCAAGCCACAUUUCUUCAGCCUCCUGAGGUUGAAGCCACACUGUCUGUGUGGGUGGACAAUUUCAGAUUGUCAGUGAUGUAUACGCCGAGGAACUUGAAGCUUUUCACUUUCUCCACUGCGGCCCCAUUGAUGUGGAUGGGGGCGUGCUCCCUCUGCUGUCUCCUGAAGUCCAUGAUCAGCUCCUUCGUUUUGUUGAGGGAGAGGUUAUUUUCCUGCCACCACUCCGCCAGGGCCCUCACCUCCUCCCUGUAGGCUGUCUCGUCAUUGUUGGUAAUCAGGCCUACUACUGUUGUGUCGUCUGCAAACUUGAUGAUUGAGUUGGAGGCGUGUGUGGCCAUGCAGGCAUAGGUGAACAGGGAGUACAGGAGGAGAAUGAGCACACACCCUUGUGGGGCCCCUGUGUUGGGAUCAGCAUAGUGGAGGUGUUGUUUCCUACCUUCACCACCUGGGGCAGCCCGUCAGGAAGUCCAGGACCCAGUUGCAUAGGGCGGCGUUCAGACCCAGCACCCCGAGCUUAAUGAUGAGCUUGGAGGGUACUAUGGUGUUGAAUGCUGAGCUGUAGUUAAUUAACAGAAUUCUUACAUAGGUAUUCCAGAUGGGAUAGGGCAGUGUGCAGUGUGAUGGCGAUUGCAUCGUCUGUGGAUCUAUUGGGGCAGUAUGCAAAUUGAAGUGGGUCAAGGGUGUCAGGUAGAGGUGAUAUGAUCCUUAAUUAGCCUCUCACAGCACUUCAUGAUGACAGAAGUGAGUGCUACGGGGCGAUAGUUAUUUAGUUCAGUUACCUUUGCUUUCUUGGGUACAGGAACAAUGGUGGACAUCUUGAAGCAAGUGGGGACAGCAGACUGGGAUAGGGAGAGAUUGAAUAUGUCUGUAAACACUUCAGCCAGCUGGUCUUCACAUGCUCUGAGGACACGGCUAGGGAUGCCAUCUGGGCAGGCAGCCUUGCGAGGGUUAACACGCUUAAAUGUAUUAUUCACGUUGGCCACGGAGAAUGAGAGCCCACAGUCCUCGGGAGCGACUCGCGUCGGUGGCACUUAGUUAUCCUCAAAGCGUGCAAAGAAGGUGUUUAGCUUGUCCGGGAGCAAGACGUCGGUGUCUGCGACGUGGCUGGUUUUCCCUUUGUAAUCCGUGAUUGUCUGGAGUCCCUGCCACAUACGUCUCGUGUCUGAGCCAUUGAAUUGCGACUCCACUUUGACUCUGUACUGACGUUUUGCCUGUUUGAUUGCCUUACGGAGGGCAUAACUGCACUGUUUGUAUUCGACCACAUUCCCAGUCACCUUACCGUGGUUAAAUGCGGUGGUUUGUGCUUUCAGUAUUGCGCGAAUGCUGCCAUCUAUCCACGUUUUUUGGUUUAGGUCAUUUUUAAUAGUCACAGUGGGUACAAUAUCCCCUAUACACUUCUUGAUGAACUCAGUCACUGUGUCAGUGUAUAUGUCAUUGUUAUUCUCAGAGGCAACCCGGAACAAAUUCAUUCUGCGUGAUCAAAACAAUCUUGAAGCAUGUAUUCCGAUUUGUCAGACCAGCGUUGAAUAGACCUUAGUACGGGUACUUCCUGUUUGAGUUUCUGCCUAUAGGAAGGGAGAAGCAGAACGGGGUCGUGAUCUGAUUUGCCAAAGGGAGGGCGGGGGAGGGCCUUGUAGCCAUCCUGGAAGGGAGAGUAACAAUGGUCGAUUGAUUUUUGAAGCGCUAGUACUACAGGCAAUGUGUUGAUAGAAUUUCGGUAGCUUUUUCCUCAUAUUUGCUUUGUUAAGGUCCCCAGCUACAAUAAAUGUGGCCUCAGGAUAUGUGGUUUCCAGUUUGCACAAAGUCCAGUGUAGUUCCUUGAGGGCCGUCGUGGUAUUGGCUUGAGGGGGAAUAUACACGGCUGUGACUAUAACUGAAGAUAAUUCUCUUGGGAGGUAAUACGGUCGGCAUUUGAUUGUGAGGUAUUCUAGGUUGGGUGAACAAAAGGACUUGAGUUCCUGUACGUUAUCACAAUCACACCAUGAGUAAUUAAUCAUGAAACAUACACCACCGCCAUUUUCCUUCCCGGAGAGUUCUUUAUUCCUGUCUGCGCGAUGUACUGAGAACCCAGUUGGCUGUAUGGACGGGGACAGUAUAUCCGGAGAGAGCCAUUGUUCCGUGAACCAGAGUAUAAUUAUCAUUCGCACGAUUGACAGUGAUGAUGGCCUAUUUAGAAAUUAGGUAGGCCUAUGCUUAACUGGGUGUUUGAGGGUAUUAAAAAUAGAAAAACGUAUUGAGACUAUAUGUAUGGGCAUAGGCAGACGUUGCAAAUGGAGGAUGCAUUUUAUGCAUAGGCCUAUUCUACAGUGGUAUUCAAUAGCCUAAAUCUGUCAGUACAAACUUUGAUUCAGAAAUUAUGACAACUUUUUAUUUAUUUUUUAUAUGCGCUUCCUCACCUAAAAAAAUAGCACCACACACACACACACACACACACAUAAUUUGCCCUCCGAUUACCCUCAAUCUCCCAACUUUCAGUGAAUGGAACUGAAAGAAACAUUUGGAAAGGUUGACUACAACAGAAACCUACUCUUCCUGCUUUAUUUUAUGACCGAAACUCUGUCUAAUCCUUAUUUAUCUAAUGCUGGAUCCCAGGCCCUGACUCUACCAUCACCCGAAUCCCCUCGCACUAUAUACUGAGAUGGUAUCUCAACACUGUGGUAACAGCUCUCUCUUUCCUAUAUUGUUAAAGAGGAGGGAAGUAAGAGAUAGAAGCGGGUGUCCCUUUGUCUUUGUGUGGACUGCACAAGGUCACCCUGGAAAGCCCAUUAAAUAUUUAGGCUGGGAGGAGAAUGGUUAAUUAUGAUGAGAAAUGAGAAGAGAGUUCUGUCCAAUACUGGGGGCAGUGAGUGCUGUUGUCUCCCCAGUUAUAUUCUUCAUGUUUGAUGUGACUGGGGGAGGUGAAGAGUGGAGGAUAUAGGCUACUGUACAGAAAGAAGGUGUACACUUUAUCUCUCUCUCUCGCUCUCUCGCUCUCUCUGGGGUUCUUAUAGAUGAUCAAUAAAUCCAAUCUCGACUGA
Messenger RNA from Coregonus sp. 'balchen', 14773 nucleotides. The record is from the annotation of a GenBank genome assembly. NCBI's taxonomy places the organism in Eukaryota, Metazoa, Chordata, Actinopteri, Salmoniformes, Salmonidae.